Molecule: messenger RNA, 6670 nt
Organism: Sitophilus oryzae (rice weevil)
Lineage: Eukaryota; Metazoa; Arthropoda; Insecta; Coleoptera; Curculionidae
Gene: Cep290
Product: centrosomal protein of 290 kDa
Exons: 32
Coding region: 65-6571 (2168 amino acids)
Source: RefSeq, a predicted model, not a curated record
UCCAAAACUUGCCUUUUGACUUGCUCCAAGAGAAACAACAAAAUAACUCUGUUACAAAUAAAAAAUGACUGAGAGCGCCAGCACUAUAGAAUAUGAAAAUUUGGAGCAGAAAUAUGUAGAAAUUAAGAGGAAAUUCAAGAAAACCAUUGAGAACAAUGAAAAGCUCUCUAAAGAAAAUUCACAGUUAACCAAGAAGCUAAGUAGAUUGGAACGGGACAAUGCCCAUUUGGAAAAUCAAAUUCGUAAUAUGGAAACGUCCAAGGACAAUAGCGAAUCUGAAUCAUCUGCUUCAACUGCUUUAGUCGAAAAAAAAGAUGAGAAUGUUGCAGUUCUAAUUCAGUCAAAAAACCGACAGAUAUCAGAUCUUUUAAACGACUUGGAAGAAGUAGAAAAAGAAAAUCUAUCUCUAAGAGAAAAAUUAGUGGAAGUCAAAAACGAACUGAGUCAAGCCACUGAAGAGAUAUCUUCAAUUUUAGAAGUAGUCAAGUCAAAGGAAGCUGCUCUUCAAGAGAAAAAUGAUGAAUUGGAAAAAAGUUUAUUGGAAAUUGCAGGACUGCGUGAACUAGUUGAACAUCAUGAAAUUGACAAGGUUAGGAUAGAGAAGGAAUUCAAACAAUUUUCGUUGGAAAUUAAUGAAAAAAUUGAUCAGUGGAAGGCUGUUUUAGAUAAAAAGAAUGCCGAAAUCGCAGCUUUAAAAAACGAAAAACCUACAACAAUACGCGAUAUUUCCUCGCCAGAAGAUGGCGUUACUAGCGAUAUCCCAUCAGCUAACAUAGAAUACUGUGAAAAACUGAGGACGGCCUUGCAAGAGGCCGAAACUCAGGUCGAACGACUCAAACUGGAAAUGGAGGAUUGUACGGCUGAAUUGAAGGAAAGUGCCGAAGCUAUUGUAAACCUGAAGAUGGAAAAUGAGAAAAUGAAAAACGAAAAAGGUAUUAUUGAUGAGGAAAAUUCGAAAUUGAAAGGACAGUUGAAAAAGUCUAGGGAUAGAUGCAAGAAGUUUCAAAUUGAAGUGGACUAUGCCAACAAAAUAUCGAAUACUCUUGAAUCGGAGCUGAAAAAGAUACAAGAUACAUUAAAAGAGGAUGGACAGUUGGAUUUUGCCGAAAUUUUGAGUCAAUCGCAAUCAAUAAAGGUGCAACUGUUAACUAGAGAUAAACGCAUUGCUGAAAUGGUUCAGGAUUUGAAUACAUUACAAGAAUCUCAUGAUUAUAUUGAGAUAGAAAAUCGCCACCUCAAGAAUGAACUAGGUUUAGACGAAGAGGAAGUUUUACAGACAGAUCUGACAAUGUUACCAAAAAAACGUAGAAACGAACUAAAAACAAUAGAAAAAAUGAAAAAGAGCGUCGAGUCUUCGAAAGAAGAAAAUAUCAAACUGAGAAUGGAAAUAUUAAACUUAAAUAAGAAGUUUACUAGUUUAAUGAGUAAGGAUGAGGUGGAUUACUCGAAACAUCGACCAAAUGAAGAUUUGAAAGCUCUCUCAGAAGAAAACGAAGCAUUGAGAAAUGGUCUGCACGAGAUCUUGACUAGCGUUCGACAGAAAGAUCAAGAAAUAUCGCCUAGAGAAAUAAAAUCGGAAAUAUUAGAAAAACUUCUUAGAGCUUUGGACGUUAAACACAUUUCAGGAUGGUAUCAUCCAGCCAUGAGAUUACAAGCUGAACUACACAACUUGGAAGGUGUUAAUAGUGAAUUAAGGGAACAGCUACGUGAUGUCAGAUCUGAGUUGGAGAAUCUUAAGAUUAGUGAAAAAGAAAGCAUCAAACAAACAAUUCAGAAUGAAGAUGUCACUGGAUUGGAUAAUAGAAUUAAUAUAACAGACGAAAAACUUUUGAAAAUUAGUCCUUUGUUGAAAGCAAAUUACGACAAUAUUCAGGAAAUUAAAAUUAGCAUUUUGAAGAUCAUUGCGAAUCUCUAUGAAGACGAUGAAAAUAUAGAAAAUAAUUUAGAAAAUGAAUUUUCUUUGGUCCAAAACCGUACUGCUUUGCUCCACGAAAAAUGUUUUAAAGAAAAACAAACACUUAUAGAAGAGCUAAAUAAAAAACACAUAGAGAAUGAAGAAAAAGUUAUUGACUUAGAUUUAAAUUCAAUCAACAGUGAAGAAAUAAAGAGUUUACUGCUAAAAGAACGAAAAAAAGUCAAAAACUUACUUAACGAAAAUAUACUGAUGGAGGAUAAGAUAAACCUUUUAAAAUCAGAGAUCGGAAAUAUUGAACUGAAUCGUAGAAAGCAAAUAGAGGUUUUCCUGAAGAAAAUUGCUCGUUUAAGAAUCAAACUGAAAGAAAAAGAUUUGGAGAAAUUUACUUUUGUUGAUCAAAAGGCGUUUAAAGAGACUGAAAAAUCUUUGGAUGAAUGUUUGGUAAAGUACAGAAAACUUCUGAGGGAUGUUGAAGAUUUGCAGAACGGAAAAUCUUUGGAACUGUCAAUUUUAACGAGGAAUGAAGAAGAUUUGAGGAAAGAAAAUACAGAACUAAAAGAAAGAUAUCAAAAUUUAUCCUGCCAACUUCAAGACAUUAUUAAAACUAAAGAAUUAUCUUUGUUGACCGAAAAGUUGGGCAUUGCCGAGAUGCAAGCUGUCAAAGAAAAAAAUCGGGCAGAUCAUAUGAGUAAUUUGUAUGAUUUGGUUAAAGAACAAUUGAGGAAAUCGGAAGAAAAGCUGUUGGAUUUUUCUAAACAAGUUGAAGGAUUGGCGCAGAAAAAUUUGGCGUUACAGGCACAAAUCAGGGAAUCCCAGAGUGAAGUAGUUUCUAACGAGAUUUUGGAACGUUUCCAGGAACUGAAGCUGGAAUUUGAGAAUUUGACGAAAGAACAAGAAAAAGAAGUUUUAAUAGAAGACAAAGAAACGUUUGAAAGUGAUAUUCAGAAGUGGGAUAACCAGAAACAUCAGCAAUUACUAGAACUGAAGCAUCAGAUUAUUGAUCUAACGGCUUCUUCCGAUGAUAAAUAUCAAAUUCAGCGACUUCAUUAUGAUUUGGGAAGGUAUAAGUCUUCAGAAAGGGAUUGGUCUAUUAAAAUUAAUCGCCUAGAAGAAGAAUUAACUCUUUGGAAGAACAAAUUUGACGAAAUCAGUUCACAAAUUGAAAAAGUAGAUCGAGAUCAUCAAAUAUCUGAAAAAAUGUCACAGAAAAAAGUGAGUGAUCUAAGAAGAAUAAUCAAACUACAACAUAUACAAUUCUAUGGAAAUAUACCGUUGAGUGGAGAAGAAAUAUUUGUGGGAAAAUUAUUGGCACUGAAUAAAGAACAGCACGCAAUUUUCCUUAAAUUUCAGCAAGUAAAAACAUUGAAAAAUAAUCUUCUUGCAAAAGAUGGAAAACAUUCUAAUUCUAUUGAUGAUGGUAUCCAGACAAAUGACUUGGAACAAAAAGACGAUAUAAUACAAUUUUUUGAAAGUAAAAUCGAACUACAAAACCACCAAAUUAUCAAACUUGAACAAGAAUUAUUAUCCACUCUCAAAAGUGUUUAUCAUUCUGAAAUAAAACAGCCUCAUCCAACAUCUAAAACUGUGCCAAAAUUAAUCAGACAAGUAGUAGUCCAAGAAUCCAUGGCCCCCACUAAAAACCACACUCUAACAAUACAUUUGCUCAAAAACCAGGAUUGCCAGACUGAACAAUUUUUCCCGGAACCCAAGGAAACGGAAAAUGAAGCGGCAUCUAUGUUAAAAACGAAAAUCAGACAGCUGGAAGGUCACAUGACCGAAAAAAAUCAGCUGAUUAUUCAGAAGGAUUUUGAAUUGGGGGAGUUGAAAAGGGAACUGAACGAAGAAAAGUCUCGUGUUGUAGGAUUAAAUAGGAAGCUGCAGGAUUUGGAGGAUAAUAAUAAUAGAAUCAGGGCGAGUCAUGCAGAAAAUGGGGCAGGUGAUGGUAUCGCAAUGAGAAAUCAGCAAAUGGGUCAUUUUGACGAACAAAUUGUUGCUCUAAGGGCUGCAUUAUCUUCUACUAAAGACAACUUGAAUAAAAAAGAAUUGGAGAUUAUUAAAUAUCAGACACUUUUAAAGGAAGACAGGGAUAAGCAUAGUUUUGCUGCAGCCAACUUAGAUCAGGAAUUGAAAGUUUUACAGAAAACUUUAUUACUGGAACAGCAAAAACGUAAAAAUCUGGAACAAAUGGAAAUAUUGUCCAAUCAAAAAACUACGGCUGUGGAGAAAUACGUGUCGCAAGUUCAUCUACUAGAGGGCCAUUUAGCCGAAUUACACACCAGACAGGCCAAAAUGGAGGUACAGUUGCAUACUGCGCAACAAGAAGCGGCUCGCUGGCGUGAGAUGGCACAGGACAGACUGGUUGCCAUAGAAGAACUAGGAAAAAAUUUGGACGAACAACACCAAAAAGAAUUGACCAACUAUAAAACUGACUAUCAAAAACUAAAAGAUCUGGCAAGAGAAGAGACUCCUAGAAAAGAAAUCGUUAAAGAAAUUGCUAGUUCAAAUGGAGGAGUCUUCGAUCCAGAUGUACUGAAACUUUUUAGAGAAAAAGACGAAAGAAUCAAAGAACUAACAGCCAAGUUAAAGCAGGUCCAAACUGUAGACUACAGAUCGGGUGCUACUGAUAGUCAAAAGGCCAAUAUUUCCAAGGAAAAUGAAUUUUUCAGAAAGAAAUACGAUGGUUUGCUAGAAAGAGAAAAGAGUUUACAAGAAGAAAUCAAGAAUCUGCGUGAACAACUCUCAAAAAAACAGGCGUACUUAACUCAAAAACCGUCAAAAACCAUCAAGGAUCAACUUCAGAAAAAGAUAGCAUUACUGGAAACGGAAGUGGAAAAUCUAAAACAAGAAUUGACCGAUCAGAAAUUACUGAACGAAAGGCACAAGUUAUCAGUGGCUGAGAAUUUUGGGAAAUGGAAAAAGCAGAAAUUUUGGCAGGAAAAUUGUGAAAAAUUCAAAGCGAAAUUACAGGAACGAGAAGAAGAGUUGUCGAAGUUUCAACAAACUUGUUCAGGACACAAGUUGUUGAUUGAUAGACUGGAAAGAGAGAAACACAACUUGGAGAACAAAAUAAAAUCCCUGAAAUCGGACCAUGCCAAGACUGUGCCAAAUCACGAGAUAGCUAUGUUGAAAUUGGAGAACAGACGCCUAUACGAAGAGGUGGAGAAUCUCAGGGAGAGAAUAGAGAGUCUCCACCAAGGAGCUGGAGCCUUGGGAGCCGCUAUUAUGCAGGAAAAAUUGGAGGCACAAGAGAGAAAAAUUGCUGUGUUGGAGCUGAGUACCAAGGGUAAUAUAGAAGUUAGAAAUGAACUGGAACGACUUCACUCCACCUUAUCUAACUUGCAAAAAACGAAUCUAUGUCUAGAAGCCGAAAAUUUAGAGCUGAAAAUGGAUCUGGAAAAACAUACCAAGGAAACGCCCCAUCUUCAGGAGCAAAUUCAACAUUUGGAAAGUUACAUAGAAGUGUUAAAAUCUGAAAGCGAAAAACACGAAUGUGCCAGUCCAGUUGAAGGGAGUUCAGAAGACAGAAGAGUGACUCAAUUGGAAAGAACGGUUUUUAUACUGAAAAGAGUAGUGGAAAAAUUGCAAGUGGAAAACAAGAGAUUGGUCAGUGAAAAAACACCAAAUUUCGCACCGCCAAUAUUAGCCGCCCAAGUUGACGUUGACAAAAGAGAACAAACAGUCUUACCUGGUGAAAACGUUUCUUACAUGUGCAGAGUUGCAGUACCUCUACAAUACUAUGACGAACCAAUUGACGAACUUCCAAUGCCUGCAAUUUUAGAAUUGGCAAAAGAACACCUCCUAACCAAAGUGCAAAAUUUGACAAGAAAACUGAGGGCAUCCGACAAUGGAAAGUUCCUUAGAUGUGUUGCUUACCAUCCAGCAUAUCCGGGACAAGUGGGCGAAUCUAAAAGGAGGCUGGAUAUUAAAUAUGCUCCAUUACCCCAAGGACAAACAAUUGAGGCUUACGAUUACGGAAUUGGAAAAACAGGCGAAAUCAACGUAACAGUGGAAGCUAAUCCCAGGCCUAGUUUCGAAUGGACCGUUGACGGGCAAAGGAUCAGGGAAGGUAGUCAUGACAACACCGGUAUUAUGGAGGCUGAAUUUGCAAGAGAAUUGGGAAAUGGUAGAUAUCUGGCCGUCUUAAGAAUAGCGAGAAUAGGCAAACAGGAUACGGAGAAGGUUUAUAUUUUGAAGGCGUACAACGAUCAAGGAAGUCAAGAGUAUCGAGUGAAGAUAUCGACAAAUUCAGAACCAAAAGGUACUUUUAUAUAUAAAUAUUCAUCAGCUGACAAACUGAAGCGAGAUUAUGCCAGAUUGAAAGAGCAACACGCCGAAAGUUUGCAAAAGAUCCAGGAUUUACAAACUCAAAUUAGUAAGAGGCGAGUUGAAGCUAAAACAGGCAUGAUGAGUCAGCGAGACCAAUCUGAACAGUUCAGAAUUCAAUUGGAACAGGUUAAAAAUGAACUGGAGAAAAAAUCGCAUUUGUUGGAUAAAGUAAAAGCUCUGUUGCACGGUGCUGCUGCCAAAGAAAAGCUCUUGUUGAAAGAGAUUGCUGAACUGAAGACUGAAAAAUCUAACGAUAAUUUCCAAAGAAAUUAUCGAGUAGAUGUCCCAAGCCCUAUAGAGGAAUUAUCUGAAGAAAGCACCACUCAAUAAUAAUUAUAGUGAACUAAAUAUUCGAGUUACAUUACACAUUACUUUUAUUUAUAGUACUAUUUUUAUAUUUAGUUAUUUAUUUAGCUAUAUAAGUUUAAU